GUCUAGUAGGCACCAGCACUCAGUUACUCUCUGGGAAUAGAAGGAGCGAGAGUGGGGAGCCCGGAAACUCACUUAUCGCGGUGUUUCUUCCCUCUUCACUCCCGAGGGAACUCUCGCGAGAGGAGCUUGGAGAAGAUGGCGGUCGCCUGUUUUUCGGAGUGAGGUAGAGGUGGUGGUGGCGGCUGCAGGAACUGGGAUCCUGGUGUCGUGGGCACUUGAAGCUCUAGCUCCCUCCAGCGAGCGCGCCUCCCUUCGUGCCUAGGCGAGAGCCUGCUCUUCUUCCUCUGGGAGAUGCGUUUGUCCCGGGCUAGGGGACGCUCUGGGAGUUCAUGCUGCGCUGGAGGCUCCUGGCCGCCGCUCUAAUCGUCUUGUGCCGCCGCAGCGCCAGCUCGGUCUCCGGCGGUGAGCCUCCCGGAUACUCCCCCUGCCCCUGGCGGAGGCAAUGACCGGGGAGAAGAUCCGCUCAUUGCGGAGGGACCACAAGCCCAGCAAAGAAGAGGAGGGGGACCUUUUAGAGCCCGGGGAUGAAGAAGCGGCGGCUGCCCUCGGCGGCACCUUUACGGGAGGCAGGAUUGGCACAGGCGGGAGCGGCAAGGGCGGCAAAGCCUGUCAUAAGAUCUUCAGUAACCAUCACCACCGGCUACAGCUGAAGGCAGCUCCGGCCUCCUCCAAUCCCCCCGGCGCCCCGGCUUUGCCACUGCACAAGUCCUCCGUGACUACCACCUCCCAGUCCCCGGCUGCUCUAGCGGGCACCCAUCCCAUUGCUGUCGUCGCAGAUGGAGGUAGUUGUGCCGCACACUACCCGGUGCACGAGUGCGUCUUCAAGGGGGAUGUGAGGAGGUUGUCCUCUCUCAUCCGCACUCACAAUAUCGGGCAGAAAGAUAAUCACGAAUGUGCCCAUUUACUUUUGGCUCACAAUGCUCCGGUAAAAGUGAAAAAUGCUCAGGGAUGGAGUCCUCUGGCAGAAGCCAUCAGCUAUGGAGAUAGACAAAUGAUUACAGCACUUUUAAGGAAGCUUAAGCAGCAGUCCAGGGAAAGUGUUGAAGAAAAACGACCUCGAUUAUUAAAAGCCCUGAAAGAGCUAGGUGACUUUUAUCUAGAACUUCACUGGGAUUUUCAAAGCUGGGUGCCUUUACUUUCCCGAAUUCUGCCUUCCGAUGCAUGUAAAAUAUACAAACAAGGUAUCAAUAUCAGGCUUGACACAACUCUCAUAGACUUUACUGAUAUGAAGUGCCAACGAGGGGAUUUAAGCUUCAUUUUCAAUGGGGAUGCUGCACCCUCUGAGUCUUUUGUAGUAUUAGACAAUGAACAAAAAGUUUAUCAGCGAAUUCACCAUGAGGAAUCAGAGAUGGAAACAGAAGAAGAGGUUGACAUUUUAAUGAGCAGCGAUAUUUACUCUGCAACUUUAUCAACCAAAUCAAUUUCUUUCACACGUGCCCAAACAGGAUGGCUUUUUCGGGAAGAUAAAACAGAAAGAGUAGGAAACUUUUUGGCAGACUUUUAUCUGGUGAAUGGACUUGUUUUAGAAUCAAGGAAAAGAAGAGAACACCUCAGUGAAGAGGAUAUUCUUCGAAAUAAGGCCAUCAUGGAGAGUUUGAGUAAAGGUGGAAACAUAAUGGAACAGAAUUUUGAGCCGGUUCGAAGGCAGUCCCUUACCCCUCCUCCUCAGAACACUAUUACAUGGGAAGAAUAUAUAUCUGCUGAAAAUGGAAAAGCUCCUCACCUGGGUAGAGAACUAGUGUGUAAAGAGAGUAAGAAAACAUUUAAAGCGACAAUAGCCAUGAGCCAGGAAUUUCCCUUAGGAAUUGAGUCAUUGUUGAAUGUUUUAGAAGUAAUAGCUCCCUUCAAGCACUUUAACAAGCUUAGAGAAUUUGUUCAGAUGAAGCUUCCUCCAGGCUUUCCUGUAAAACUAGAUAUACCUGUGUUUCCCACAAUCACAGCCACUGUGACUUUUCAGGAGUUUCGUUACGAUGAAUUUGAUGGCUCCAUCUUCACCAUACCUGAUGACUACAAGGAAGAUCCGAGCCGCUUUCCCGAUCUUUAACUGACCUGGAAAAUGAUGUCUCUUACCAAUGAAAGCAAGAGAAUACAGAGAACCCAGAACUGGAUCCAAAUAGAAGGGAUAAAUGGUUUCAGCAAAGAAAAGGGAAUUACACAUUGAAUUGAUACAUCAGUUAUAUUGUAUAAUGAAAUGGGCAUCUAAUAAGAAUUUCAGCAUUUCUUGAUGUGCCAUUUUCAGUCUUUUUAAAAAUAUAUGUAUUGUAAGUAUGAUAGUUUGACACCUUAAUAACCCUAAUACCUUCUCAUGUAAAACAGCUAUGAGUGCUGUGAUUUGUUUUUAAAAAUUUUUACACUUCUUGUCGAAAUAUAUAUGCAUAUAAAUAUAUAUAUAUAUAUCUAUAUAAAAAACACUCCUGGACCAUUAACAUAAAUUAAAUGUCUUAAGAGAUAUGAAGUCUUUUUAAACUUGUCAUCUUAUAUUCAAGGUGACAUUUAUAAAUAUUCCUUCAAGCUUUGUUUUCAUAAAAUAUAAACUAUGUAACAUUAUGUAUAGUUCAGUAAUUUGAAUGUUUGUUCAAUAUAAUGAACUAGAAGGAAUGCAGUUUUCUGUAGAUGAAUGAACCAAAUGGUAACCAUUAAACAAUUGCAUUUAUAUGUUGCAAUACAUUUCAGAAGGAGUGUUCACUCUGCAGGGAAUAAGGUACCUCCUUUAGCACCUUAGUGCAAUUCAUUGUGGUGCUAUUUGUUUUUACCUGAAUUCUUUAUUCAGUGGAAAAUGUUUGUUACUAAUCUUCCUUUCAUAGAACCUCUCUCUUUUUUUUUUAAUUUCUGAGUUUAAAAGUCCUUGUUAUAUGUUCAUAAGGUAUGGUUAGCAUGCUUAAAAAUAUUUAUCAUCCAAAUCAUAGCACUUUAAAAAAAAUUCCAAAUUUUUUAACUUGCUUCUUAGUAAGUGCACAUCAGUCUUAUUUUGUAUAUAGUGGACUGUCAAUGGGUUGGUGUCAAUUAAAAAAAAAAAACCACAUAUUUUGGACAUCCCUACAUAUUUAAUGCUUUCAAAAUAAGGUAAAAAACAUUUUAUAUGCUAACAGAAUGUAUUUGUUACAAGUUAAAUUCCAGAAACCUACAUAAGAGUGACAAUUCCUAUUGUUUAUUUUUUUAAGUCACAGGGAAAUAUUAAUUUUAAUUGUCUCCAAAUGUUAUAAUCAUGCGUUACUAAUUUUGCACUUAAAAUAUUUCAUGUUUAUUCCAGUAUGGUUUGAAGGUCCAAUAAUGAAAAUAAAUUAGGGAGAAUAAUGUUUAACAGUCAUUAAGUGUCACGUUGUAUUAAAGAGUUUAGUUAAUUUUUAAAAAAUGUAUCCUGAUGAGUUGUCAGAAUGCAUCUAUCAAAUUUUUUAGAGUGACCAGCAGUUUAAAUGGUUCCCAGGAUUUUAGAGAAUUUGAAAUGGGUUUAGAGACCUUUAUAGUAUCUUUAAAUAUAACAAUUUAAUAAUAGACGUCUUUAAAGUUGCAUAAUCCAUGCUCAUGCAUGCUACAUUAUAUAUGUUGAUAUUUUAUCAAAUACAUUUUAUAAUGAAGAAAAAUAAUCAUAGUUAACAAUUCAGAGACCUAAAUUUGAGGAAAAGUUGGUAAACUCAGACUAGCUUUUAUUGCAUAGAAAGUUGGUCCCUAUUAUUUUGGGAAUAGUUGUUAGAUCAAGUGAGUUGGAGACUGAAUUAUCUUUUCAGGGGUUCUGUGAAGUUUGAGACACUGAAAGCCUGAUCGCUGUUGCCCUUAGGCUCCCUCUGUGGUAACAGAGGACUAAAUCUCCGGACUAUACUGCAGAUUUUUUCGUAAGUGCUGACACCCAGAGGAGAAAAAACACGGUUAAUUGCACCUGAGAUUUAUUGACUUUGCUGUGAUACCCCGGAGGUAGGAAGACUACUGACAACUUCUGCACUUGGAUUUUAUUUUUCAUACCUUUUCUUUCUAAACGAACCUUAGGAAGAGAUUACCCAUUCCAAAAUGUUUUUUCUCUGGUCACAAAGGACAAACAAAUGUCAGUAUCUCUUAUUAUGGUGACUAUAAGGAGAUAAUGCAAAUAAACUUUUCACA
Molecule: messenger RNA, 4092 nt
Organism: Loxodonta africana (African savanna elephant)
Lineage: Eukaryota; Metazoa; Chordata; Mammalia; Proboscidea; Elephantidae
Gene: ANKRD13C
Product: ankyrin repeat domain 13C
Exons: 12
Coding region: 443-2044 (533 amino acids)
Biological process (GO): protein retention in ER lumen
Cellular component (GO): cytoplasm
Molecular function (GO): signaling receptor binding
Source: RefSeq, a predicted model, not a curated record